Letharia columbiana is the source of this 573-nucleotide messenger RNA. RefSeq lists its product as uncharacterized. The record is from RefSeq and is a predicted model, not a curated record. The coding region runs from base 1 to 573 and encodes 190 amino acids. The transcript has a single exon. NCBI's taxonomy places the organism in Eukaryota, Fungi, Ascomycota, Lecanoromycetes, Lecanorales, Parmeliaceae.
AUGCCCUCUCUCACGCAGCUCCCCCCAGAGCUGCACAUACAGAUCAUCAAAAAUCUGAAACUGUUCCCCGCCACCAUGCUCCUGCGACUCACAAACAAGUACUUCUACAACCUCAUCCACCCCGUCAGCAACGAUAAGAUGGGCCUCUUGGAAUACAAAGCCUACAGCGACGCCCACAAGUUCCGCUACUGCGAGGAUUGCCACCGUCUACGCCCGGGCCAGAAAUUCAUGCCAAGCGACCUCUUCCCGACAGUUUUUGAGCCGAGGAUCUGCAUCGAUUGCGGUAUGCAUAAUAAGAGCUAUGUCUACCCUCGCGGAUUGGUGUUUGAAUCGAAACGGCAAGUUGGAGUGAUGUGUGAGGAUUGUCCAGAGCUGCCCAAAGGCAGCCUGGCCCGCCUUGAAGAUCUCUGUCAGGAGUGCUGGACGAAAGUUGGAGCGGCGGCAUGGGACUUUCCCGUUGUGGAAGAAAGGCCUAAGCGAGGAGGAGGUUCUAAGUCAUCAAGCGAAACUGUUUCAGGGUACGGAGAGGUUGCAUCAUCAGGCUUGCUGCAGGAAAUGUUGGAGACGAUUUGA